Abrus precatorius (Indian licorice) is the source of this 561-nucleotide messenger RNA. RefSeq lists its product as uncharacterized. NCBI's taxonomy places the organism in Eukaryota, Viridiplantae, Streptophyta, Magnoliopsida, Fabales, Fabaceae. Bases 1 to 561 code for a protein of 186 amino acids. The transcript is spliced from 2 exons. The record is from RefSeq and is a predicted model, not a curated record.
AUGAGUGAGAAGGCACAGAAAUUUUUUCUAGAAAUGAAUGUAAAGGGUAUCAUGAAUGAUGAUGGAGCUGGAAACACCAAGUGGGUUGUCAAAGAUGGAGAAUAUAGCAGUGAUUCUACAUCCAUUGGACUCAUCUCGGAAGAAGAUUCAAUGAACUCUGAGUGUUCUUCUUCAUCAGAGUUGACCGAGGAUGCAUCCUCUUCAACAUCAUCUUCAUCAACAUAUUCAAAUGGACCUUUAUACGAACUAUCAAACCUCAUGAACCAUCUCCCUAUAAAGAGAGGGUUAUCUAUGUUCUAUCAAGGGAAGGCUCAGUCUUUCACAUCUUUAGCAAGGGUGCAGAGCAUAGAGGAUCUUCCUAAGAAAGACACACCUUAUAGAAAGAGAAUGAAGUCUUGCAAAAGUUAUGGUGGAGGCUUGGAUAGUCAUAGAAUAGCCUACUCUCCAAAGGCUACAAUAUCAAAGAAAGUUUCAAGAGGGUCUUUUGCAUCUGUACUUAACAAAAGAGGGAGUUUCUUGGGAGAAUCUAGGCCUUCCAUUGCUAUUCACAAGAACUUUUGA